This is a messenger RNA of Aspergillus alliaceus, 279 nucleotides long. RefSeq names its product ATP synthase subunit e. The transcript is spliced from 3 exons. Bases 1 to 279 code for a protein of 92 amino acids. Lineage: Eukaryota; Fungi; Ascomycota; Eurotiomycetes; Eurotiales; Aspergillaceae. Gene Ontology annotation, biological process: proton motive force-driven ATP synthesis. The record is from RefSeq and is a predicted model, not a curated record. Gene Ontology annotation, molecular function: proton transmembrane transporter activity.
AUGGCUACUGCACAAGGUGUCAACGUCCUUCGCUACUCGGCUCUCGUUGCCGGUCUUUUCUACGGUGUCUACCGCCAAUCCUCGAUCACCGCCAGCGCGCAGCGUGCAGAUGCCGAGCGUGAAUAUGCCCGCCAGGAGCGCCUGAUCCAGCAGGCUAAGGCCGAAUGGAAGAAGAAGACCGCACCCAAGGACACACAAAACAGCGGAAUCAUCACGGAUCCCGAGGACAGCCGGUUCGACCUUGAGGCUUACCUGAAGUUCAAGGCUGGAGAGAACUAG